CAGACUAUGGACUACGCUGCGAAAUGUCAAUUGAUAAGUUUGGUUGAGGAAGAAGAAUGUAUUUGGAAUACAAACAUCGAUGACUACUCUCGUCUUGAUAAGAAGAAUGCCAGCUGGAACAGAAUACAUGCCGAAAUGGCACAGAAUGGAUACAGUGGAGGAUUGCUAGAGCUAAAAACACACUGGAAGAAUCUCAGGGAUCAAUGGCGAAAAAAUACAUUGACUAAGUCCAACGCAAACACCAGGCCGUGGACUUUUGAAAAACAUCUACUGUUUCUGGAAACUGCGCAGAAUGAAAUAAGCAGGACAGAGUCCGCAGUGAAAAGAUGGCUUACUACAGUUUUCGGCGACCCAAAAGAGGAAGAAAUGAGAAACUCAGCUAGGAAACGAAUGAGUGUUUCACUGAAGAAAGAACUAAUACAACUGGUCAAGGCUGAGGAAAUGUUGUGGAACACGGAGUGUAGAGACUACUUCAGACCUGACAAGAAGAAUCUUGCUUGGUCGCGAAUAUUGAGUAAAUUGCAAAAGAUGGGAUUUCGUGGCGGAAUGUUGGAAUUGAAAGCUUCAUGGAAAACUUUACGUGACUCGAAAAGAAGGAAUUCCAUACAACCCAAUAAAGGAGGUACAUGGAUGUACGAGAAAGACAUGGAAUUCAUGGAUUUACCGAUGAAGAAUGGCAGUUCAGUGCAGUUUUCUCCACACGAGGAUGACUUGAAAAGUGGUAUAGUGGAGGAUAGCCCAAAGUCAGCAACACCAGAGAACGAAGGGACUGCGGAAGAAGGAGCAAGUGCUGCAGCAUCGGAUGAAGUGAACGAUGAUUACUUCGUACCUACCGAAUUCGGACAAGAUAGUGCACUGGAGGAACCUUCUCGCAAACGAAGCUACACAGGUGGUGCAGUAUCGACAAAGAAGAAGAAGCAUGAUUCUUUGCAAGAAGGUCUUGACAUGAUCAGAGAAGUUACAGCUUCUUUGCGGGAGCGUCUGUCAGCUUCAACUAUGGAUAAAUACGACAGAUAUGGUGCUUUCAUUGCUUCAUCAUUGAGAGACAUGUCAGAACCAGCAGCAAAAAGGAAGAUGGCUGAGCUUAUGGACAUACUGCUCAAUAAUCACUGAUAGAGCUUGCUAUGUCGUUGUUUUUUAUUUUAACCAUUGCUAAUUUGUCUUAAUGACUCCCAGGCGUUCAUGGUUAUAGCUCUGCAGAUGUAAAAGCGGGUUUUAUGUUGUUAAAUUUUGUUAUCUGCUAUCAAUGAUUUUUGCGCUUUAAAGUUGCACAUUAGAAUCUGACUGUACAAUGUGAUAUGGCAACAAUGAAAGCAUUGAACAA
This is a messenger RNA of Cylicocyclus nassatus, 1324 nucleotides long. Lineage: Eukaryota; Metazoa; Nematoda; Chromadorea; Rhabditida; Strongylidae. The record is from the annotation of a GenBank genome assembly.